UCCGGGCGAGAGGUUGCAUUUCCGUUUACUAUAACUGUAGCUGUCGAAGAAGAGAAGAAAGGUGAAAACACGGGAAUUUUGCUGCACACCUGUCAGAAGUUGUGAGAAGAUGUUGAGGAGGAAACCGACUCGCCUGGAGCUCAAGAUUGACGACAUCGAAGAGUUUGAGAGCAUUAAGAAGGAGCUUGAGGCUAGGAAGCGCCAGCGAGAGGAGGCAGAGUCAGGAGGUGGAGUGGGUGGUUCCUCUGUAAUCGGUGUUGACAUAAUUGGGGGCGGAGCCUCAGCGUCGGCCUCUUCCUCCACGGCAGCGUCGAGGACGGAGCUCAUCAACGAACGCAUCGGCUACAAGCCUCACCCCAAACCCGCCACGCUGCCCACGUUGUUUGGAAGUUUACAGUUUUAACAUGAACAUAAAUGAAUACAAUUGAA
Solea senegalensis (Senegalese sole) is the source of this 429-nucleotide messenger RNA. It is a transcript of the gene cdc26, whose product is annotated as cell division cycle 26 homolog. The transcript has 3 exons. Gene Ontology annotation, biological process: anaphase-promoting complex-dependent catabolic process; protein K11-linked ubiquitination; regulation of mitotic cell cycle. The record is from RefSeq and is a predicted model, not a curated record. The coding region runs from base 110 to 403 and encodes 97 amino acids. Lineage: Eukaryota; Metazoa; Chordata; Actinopteri; Pleuronectiformes; Soleidae. Gene Ontology annotation, cellular component: anaphase-promoting complex.